AUGUCGGACUUCAAGGGCUUAUUCCAGACCGUGACAGUAUUUGUCGCAUUUAUCCUCACCCUCUUAUGUCUCUUCGCAGGGACGCAGAAAAGCUUCCUUGAGGAUGUGGAUCUCUUGACGCUUUCCACGCCCUCAGUCAACACCGGCAGUGGAGCCCAGGAUUUCUAUUCCAUCCAUAUACUGUCCUACUGCCAGGGAACACUGAUAACAACCGACGCCGGUGUAGAAGUCACGCGCAACGUGACUGAAUGCUCGAACCGCACGAUUUUGUCCUCAUUCGACCCGACACAAGCCUGGCCGGAGGAGGUCACCUCCAGCCCGCAGCUGGGGUGGCCGCGCGUUAUCAGCGAUGACUUCCACGCCUUUAAGAUGUCGUCCCAAGUCAUGGCCGUGAUGUACAUUAUCGGGGUUGGCGCGAUGGGCCUUGCGAUUCUCGUACGAGUAUGGGCGACUCUCGCUCCGAAAGCGAGCCAGGGCCUGAUUGAAUUUUGGCUGUUCAUGCUCGGAUCGUUUAGUAUCAGCAUCGCAUCCAUAAUCGCCACCGUCAUCGGGUUUGAAUUUGUCGCUCUAAUUAAUGCCCACGGCAAGGGCUCGAACGUAUCAGCCAAGUACGGCGAGAAAUUUCUCGGGAUGACUUGGGCCGCGGUGGGGCUGUUGGUCGCCGGUAGCAUUGCUUGCUUUGCGAAUGCCUACGUUAACAAACGGGCUGCGCCUGGGCCUGCGCCCGUCUCAAAGGACAUAGAGGGGUAA
This is a messenger RNA of Penicillium verrucosum, 750 nucleotides long. Its product is annotated as SUR7/PalI family protein. Gene Ontology annotation, cellular component: plasma membrane; cell cortex of cell tip. Gene Ontology annotation, biological process: fungal-type cell wall organization. Bases 1 to 750 code for a protein of 249 amino acids. The transcript is spliced from 3 exons. NCBI's taxonomy places the organism in Eukaryota, Fungi, Ascomycota, Eurotiomycetes, Eurotiales, Aspergillaceae. The record is from RefSeq and is a predicted model, not a curated record.